CUCGUCUCGUCUCGUCUCGUCCCGUCCCUCCGCGCUGCAAUGCAUUGCGUCGCGCCGGGACGCCUCGGGCGUCGCGGCGCAUUCCCAACCACCCGUUGCCGAUGGUAUUGUUCUCAUUUGAUUUUGAGCAGAGGCGAUUUAGGUUUCGUUUGAGAGGAAAAUCAAUCUAUCUUCAGCGAAUGGGUAAAAAGCUCAAGAGCUCAUCUUCUUCUCCGCGAGAUGAAUCGAUGAGCAAAAGUCGUAGAUCUCAUAGCUCUUCCGAGCACCAUUCCGGUAAAGGGUUCGACAAUUUUGUUGGCCAAAAAGGGCAGGAUCCGGCUAGACCGGAGAGUUGGCCCGUGGAGACGGAUAAUAAUACCCCAUCUUAUCCGUUGACGGAAUCAAACGACAAUGUUGAAGAUUACGAAAUCUCAGAUGACAAAAGGUUCACAACUGAGGAGACGAAAUUGUUGGCGUACAUCUGCAUCGACGUCUCAAAAGACCAAAGGGCUGAUUUCUGGUGGGACGUCGCCACAAACUACAACGAGUUCACCCCGGUGGGGGCACUUUACCGUUAUGAAGAUGAGCUGCGCGAACACUGGGUCCGAAUGCAGAAGGAUGUCUCCAAAUUCAUUGACAUCUUUACCAAUUGUCAGAAGAUGCAGGGUAGCGGUCAUAGUUUGGAUGAUAUUUGCCAGCAGGCGAAGGAUGCUUUCUUCAGCGACGAAGGAAGGAAUUUCGAAUACGAGGAUGUCUGGGCGAUUAUGCGAAGCAAGCCCAAGCUUUUCAGCGGUUUUGAGACUUCUUGUGGCCCGAAGAAAGCCAGAGUCUCCACCUCCGGACAGGACUCUACGAGUGGUGCUAGCAUUGCACCUGCCGCACAAGACCCUCAACUCGACGAGUACUCUGCCAGAAUGGAAAAGGCGGGAUCCCAAGGCACGCCGCCGCCCUCCCUAAUGUCCAUCUACUUAACCGCCACGAUGGCUGACACUUCCCGCAUGACGCCUGAACAAUAUCAAGCCCAUUUUGCUGGCAUUGCAUAUCUGGCAAGACAACUUGGUAUUCCGCCUCAAACGGUUGCACCGCCACCGCCUUCGGGGGGGUGAUUCGCCGGCGGAGUAGUUUUUAUAAUUUAAAUUUAUUCCAAUCUCUCAGAAAAUGGUUGACAACGAGUAUCAACGCGCAUGGGAUGCGGCGUAUGACGCGUUGGUUGCAGAGGUGGAGCGGGAAGUACAGGAAGCAGAACGACGGCGGGCACGGCGGCGUCGGUGUUGGACAAGAACUUGGACUUCCAGAUGCUGAAGCAUGGGCAAUGUCGUUGUCGCCUACGCUGCGGCGACCGACCCGGUCACCAAGGCAGUGCACUGGGACAUCAUUCAGAGGCUGAGGGGUCAGUUGGGGAUGACGGAGGUCGCGGCACCGGCGGAGGCGACAGGGGACGGAGAUGGGGAUUCCGAUGAUGCCACCGAGUGAGCGACGACGGUGUAUGUUUAAGUGAUUUUAUUUAACUGUCGUAUAAUUUUCCCCUAUUUCUAAUACAACGAAUAUUAGUUUUUAUGUUUUUCUUAUUAUUUAAUGAUGUUUUUUUCUAA
This is a messenger RNA of Salvia hispanica, 1571 nucleotides long. NCBI's taxonomy places the organism in Eukaryota, Viridiplantae, Streptophyta, Magnoliopsida, Lamiales, Lamiaceae. The record is from RefSeq and is a predicted model, not a curated record.